UUUCCAGCCGGAGUGGAAUCAUUGUAAUGGUCCGUUAAAAUCAAAAUGGCAACUCUGCUGUCUCCGAGGCAGUGUGAUAGCAAUCCUGCAACACCCGGAGCACAGUCUUUAAAGGAUGACACGGAGGAGAAUUCGAGCGACGGCAGCCAGGCGCCCAAGAGACGCAGAAUGGGGUCAGGAGACAGUUCGAGGAGCUGCGACACCACCAGCCAUGAACCAGGACCGACAUAUUUUCCUGCUGAGAAUCUGACCGAGUACAAAUGGCCCCCAGACGAUACGGGAGAGUAUUAUAUGUUGCAAGAACAAGUCAGCGAGUAUUUAGGAGUCACCUCGUUUAAGCGGAAAUAUCCAGACCUGGAAAGGAGAGACUUAUCUCACAAAGAAAAACUUUAUCUUAGAGAGCAGAACGUCAUCACAGAGACGCAGUGUACAUUAGGGCUUACGGCUUUGCGCAGUGAUGAGGUUAUUGAUCUGAUGAUUAAGGAGUAUCCAGCUAAACAUGCAGAGUACUCGGUUAUUCUUCAAGAGCGGGAGCGACAGAGGAUCACCAAAGAGUACUCAGUAAGCACUCUGAGUGCGCAGCAGCAAAAUCCUCAAAAGGUUGAAGCCAGCAAAGUACCAGAGUACAUCAAGAAAGCUGCGAAAAAAGCAGCAGAAUUCAACAGUAACUUCAACAGAGAACGCAUGGAGGAAAGAAGAGCCUACUUCGAUCUUCAAACCCAUAUAAUUCAGGUACCUCAAGGGAAAUACAAAGUCCUCCCACCAGAAAGGACAAAGACUGGGCCCUACCCAGUUGCCCUCAUCCCAGGACAGUUCCAGGAAUACUACAAAAGGUAUUCUCCAAAUGAGCUACGCUACCUACCAUUAAACACAGCUUUGUAUGAACCUCCACUGGACCCUGAACUGCCUGCCCCAGACAGUGAUGGUGACUCAGAUGAUGGUGAAGAUGGAAAAGUGGAUGACGGCAAGAAGAACAAGGGCUCCUCUGACAGUUCAACAGGAAAUACCUCUGAUGGAGACAGCCAGGACAGUGGGGUCCAGUCCAAAGGCAAAAGCAAAGAUGCCACUCCACGCACCCUCCAACACAAAUCUGUUCCUGGGUACAAGCCUAAGGUCAUUCCCAAUGCUAUAUGUGGCAUAUGCCAGAAGGGUAAGGAGUCCAACAAGAAGGGCAAACCAGAGGCACUCAUCCACUGCUCUCAAUGCCAGAACAGCGGUCACCCGUCCUGCUUGGACAUGAGCGCAGAGCUGGUAGCGCUAAUAAAGACCUACCCGUGGCAGUGUAUGGAGUGUAAGACUUGCACAGUGUGUGAGCAGCCCCAUCACGAGGAGGAGAUGAUGUUCUGUGAUAAGUGUGACCGUGGUUUCCACACCUUCUGCGUGGGAAUGGACUCCAUUCCCUUGGGAUGCUGGGUUUGUGAUUGCUGCCAUAAGGACAUUUCAUCACCUAAGAAAAAGGUUACUGGCAAAACGCCAAAAAAAUCGAAAUAAGAUUAUGUGAAAAAUGUCAACCCAGGUGCUUGUGUGUGUGUGUGUGUGUGUGUGUGUGUGUGUGUGUGUGUGUGUGUGUGUGUGUGUGUGUGUGUGUAUGGCAAUUAUUUCUGUUGUUUUGUAACUGAAAGACUAAACAUGCAAUCAUUUGUGUGUGUGUUUUCUUUUUCUAUUUCUUAUUUGGUAUAGUAAUUAACCAAUAGCUGUUUUUUUUUUUUUUUUAACUCUUUGUAAAAUAAAGUGCAAAAUGUCAUUGUUGUUGCUCUCCCUUCACUCUGUAGUCAGAUAUACUGAUCUGUUCACUGAAUAUUAUUGCUCAUCAUGAUCGAAAGGUACCAAAUGGCAGAAAGAAAUAAAGGAAGCAAUGAAAGUCUGCAGGUGGUUACCAUCUUGUAUGCUCUUUCAGAAAGCUGCACUUGGUAACCCCCAGUUUUAAGGCUCUAAGUUAAGCAGUGAUGCCUGUAAGAUUCUAUAAUUAAAGGCAUUUAUGUACGAUUUCUUUUUGAAAAA
Messenger RNA from Pangasianodon hypophthalmus (striped catfish), 2001 nucleotides. It is a transcript of the gene phf10, whose product is annotated as PHD finger protein 10. The record is from RefSeq and is a predicted model, not a curated record. Bases 46 to 1491 code for a protein of 481 amino acids. The transcript is spliced from 12 exons. Lineage: Eukaryota; Metazoa; Chordata; Actinopteri; Siluriformes; Pangasiidae. Gene Ontology annotation, cellular component: npBAF complex.